CCUAGACCAAAUGUCUACAUCUUGGUAGGUCCAAGGGUAAGUCCCCAGAAUUACUGGCCUUGUAUUACUCACCCCACCCACUUCUGAGAGCUUAACCAAACAUUUGAUUAGUUGUUUUAAUUCCGAAUUUGAGGACAAGUGACGUAGUUGAUAUUGGGGUAGACACAUGAUAGAACAUCUGUUAUGCCAAAUAAUUGGCACGGCAUUUGCCAAAAAAAUUUUACUACAAAAGGGGCCCCGAACAGAUCAGUCAGCAUCGAAAGCACUACAAGCAACAACCAAACACUAAUCAUGCAGUCCAACAAAGUUCUCUUCCUUGUCUUUGGUGUCCUGGCCCUGGUCAUAGCCGCUAGCCUAUCCUCUGAGGCUGUGGAGCAGGAUAGCGAAGGUAUCAGUGAUCGUCGCUAUCGUUGGGCUUCGGAAGAGGACAACUCCGAGGACUCGGAAGACUCAGCUGAUGCCGAGGACGAUCAAGAUCAGGGAGAUCAGGAUGAUCAGGGUAACAAUUCUGAUGAGGAUGAUCAGGGUAACAAUUCUGAUGAAGAUGGCGAGUGGGAAGAGGAGAUUAUCGAAUACGUACCAGCCGGAGAGUCCUGGGAAGAUCUGGAGAAUGGAUCUGAUGAAGCUUAAGCUUAAGCUGACUUAAAUUUUUAUCAAUAUUUUUUUUUUAAUUUAUAACUAUGUAUACAUGUU
Molecule: messenger RNA, 693 nt
Organism: Drosophila pseudoobscura
Lineage: Eukaryota; Metazoa; Arthropoda; Insecta; Diptera; Drosophilidae
Product: protein BFR2
Exons: 2
Coding region: 184-630 (148 amino acids)
Source: RefSeq, a predicted model, not a curated record